Molecule: messenger RNA, 4056 nt
Organism: Dimorphilus gyrociliatus
Lineage: Eukaryota; Metazoa; Annelida; Polychaeta; Dinophilidae
Source: the annotation of a GenBank genome assembly
AUCAAAGAACAUGACCGUUGUGCGGUUACGGUUGACUUUUGUAAAAUACAACAAUUAACUUAUCUCUUUAUCACAAACAAAGUUAUUGAGGUUUCUGAAAUUUAGAAUUCCAAAUGCCUAUAAAAUAAAAUGGUUGACGCAAUAAGAAAUUUUUCUACUUGGGAAAAUCAUUCGAAUUUUGAUGCUAGCAAAAAAAGUUGGUAUGCAAAUUGGGGAAAAUCAAAUGGAGUAUCUACUGGUGGAAUGGGAAAAGUUUUACACGGUCAGCCACCAUCUCGUCGCAGUUUUGAAGAUAAAAAUCGCUCAAGGCCAAACUACAAUAACGAGGCCCAGGAUAUUGAGCCCGCUUUUAAAGUAAAGCCAUCCUAUAUACCAAAACAAAUUAUGCAUCGACCAUUUACUGGGAAGUGUUGCUCAUGCUUGCCUGUCAGUCGAUCUGCUUUCCUUACCGAAGAGAUGGAAAAGAAGCAGUUAUUUAAUUUAAUCGAUGUUUCUACAACACAAAACAAAAGCAUGUUGACUCGGAAAUUUUCUUAUUUGGCUUUUGCACUACAAAAGAAAAUGCCCUUUACCUAUCCAGAUGUAUCACACGAAGUGCUGUCAAGUUCUCGCGUCCUUGAUGCCAUCAAAGAAUCAGCUUUAAGAGAUUGUCCAGAUAAUGAUAACGACUUAGAAGAUUCACAAUUAGAAGAACAAAUCAGAAAGCAUACAAGAAGAGCAAGAAAAAUUAUAGAUGGAAUGCAAGCGCGGAUUUCAAAUGCAAUGCUAAGGCUCGCCGGAUGGUUUCUUCAUCAUUUUUUUAACAAAUUGGUAUCAUCGGUCACAGUUCACCAAGGUCAAGUUGAUAUGCUUCUUGAGGCAGCAAAGCAAGGAAAACCUAUCAUUCUACUUCCAACACACAAGAGUCACGUGGACUACUUAUUAGUUUCAUGGCUACUAUUCAAGUACGGUAUUAAAGCACCGCACGUAGCAGCUGGCGAUAAUUUAUCAAUACCCUUUUUUGGUUGGCUCUUGAACGGUCUUGGCGGUUUCUAUAUACGGCGGAAACUUGACCCAAAAAACGGAGUGAAAGAUAUAGUUUAUCGAUCAGUCUUACACGUUUACAUACAAGAACUUUUGAGACGAAAUGAAAAUUUUGAAAUCUUCUUCGAAGGAGGAAGAUCCCGAAGUGGAAAGAUUUGUUACCCAAAAGCGGGAUUAUUAUCUGUCAUUUUGGAUUCUUUCCAUGAAGGCGUAUUUGCUGAUGCUUUGAUCGUUCCGGUAUCGAUAAAUUAUGACAAGAUUUUGGAUGGUAACUUCAAUAGAGAGCAAAUGGGUAAAAGAAAAAUAAGCGAGUCCUUCUUUAUAGCUGUGAAAUCGAUAAUCUCUGUGUUUUGCAUGCGAUAUGGAAAUAUUCGUCUAGACAUAAGUCAACCGUUUUCGCUCAAGGAGUUCGACGCUAAUGCGCCUCGUAAUUUAAGACGACGAGACGACAGUAGCGUUAGUUUAAACAGUUCCUACAAUAGAUGCUCAUCUCCCGCCGAAUCGCCUGUCAGCGACUCUUCCUCGCCUGUAUUUGAACGAUCUCUUUCCUUUAAGAAUCGGCAUCGACAGAGCUCUGCUUCUCUUUAUGGAACCGAUAUGGUAGUUCAAGAGCAGCAGGAUCGUAACGAGGUACUAGCCCUUGCCGAGCACGUCACUUACUCUACCGUGGUUAGUCAAUCCGCAAUGAGUACACAAUUAGUGGCGUUUCUUCUUCUAGUCAAGUUUAGAAAUGGAGUGUACUUUUCUGAACUUUGUCGAGUGUUUGAAAAGUUAAAGCUUGAAGUGAACAAAAGAGGAAGAGAUGUAGGUUUUUCGGGGGAAACUAAAGACGUUGUAUUAUUUGCUUGUCGCCUAUUGGGAGAAGAGCUUAUGCAAGUGUCUAACAGUAUCAACAAUAACGAUAUUAAAAAUGUUGGAGAUGCUGACUUUUUCAUUAAACCAAUUACAACUCUGCCAACUGUUUUUGAGUUGACCUAUUACUCCAAUCCCAUUACAUACAUUUUUGCCCUGGAAAGUAUUUUAGCUACAGUCAUCUGGUCAAAAAUACCUGCUGAGAAAAAGAAUUCCGAUGACGAAUUGAAUUUUGAAUUGUCUGAAGAUUCAAUUAUCGAAGAGGCGACUGAUUUAUGCAAUUUGCUCAAAUACGACUUCAUUUUAUGCCCCGCAUGUAAAGAUGUUAGAGAGAUGGUCGAAUCAGCAGUGCAAUCGUUUAUCGAAAAGGGAUUAUUGCAUACAAUUGAAGAAGCGAAAAGUCAAAAUCAAGAUAAAUUGUGGAUGAAUCGAGUAGCUAAUGAUUUGGGAUUUGAAAGUUCAGGAUCAGAUGGCGACGAUGUCGAUUUCAAAUGCAGGAAAUACAAGCUCAUACUCGGUCGUGAUAAGGUUAGUGACCGACUUAAGUUUUUGAAGAAAGUACUCGAAAGUUACUUUGAGUGUUAUACGAAUGUUUCAAAAAAUCUGGUUAAAUUGCGAGAAGGUGAUAAGCCAGAAUUGGAUUUUUUGAAAGAAGUACACGAAUCGUUGAAAGAUAGCGCAGUAAAUGGUAAGCUGCGCUUUCCAGAGUGCGCUGCUCUUGACAUUGUGAAAACAUCUUUAAGAAGUUUUCAUAACCGAAAGGUGAUUGAUUUGUAUCUAGACGAAACGGUGCGUAAAUGUGGCCUAUCGAGAACUUAUAGAAGAAAGGAUCGUUUGGACAAAAGAAAAACCGAUUAUGACCAAGUUGCGAAUGCAGCGCGCGAAAAAACAGUAGCGGUUAUCCAGUAUCGUAUCAGAAGCGGAAUGGAAAGAUCCCUUUUGAGAAGAUGUCCUAAUUGCGGUAUUAGCGUUAAAGACGAUAAAAAUGACGGUAAAAAUGAAGAAGAAAAGGAGCUUAGUGGCUUACCAAAGGAUUUUUAUGAUUUUGCAUCCAAAUCAACUUUACACGGUCUGCGAAACGUUUCCGAUGGUUCUCGUAACCAAUUACGAAGGGUUAUAUGGUUUGCCAUAGUCGUUGCUGGUUUAACACUUCUACUUUAUUCGUUAAUCAGUCAAAUAGUACUAUAUUUUCGUUACGAAGUCACGACUUCUAUUAAUGUUAAGGAAAUGAGCGAAAUGCUUUUACCGGCUGUGACCCAGGUUUUACAAGCUCUUCAAGAGCUGACUCACCAAGCUGAACAAAUGAUACUUUCCUGCUCUUUUAAUAACAUAUUAAUUGAAGAUUGCCACAGUAUGUUCGUACCUAUGAUAACGGAUGCUGGAAUUUGUUAUACGGCUUCAUAUAAUACUUCUUUUAAAGCCAGAGAACUUAGUACUGACAAUAACCUAGUUAUACGUUUAAACGUGGAAAAUGAAGAAUAUUAUUAUGGGGAAAGUUCAACGGCUGGUUUCCGUAUAUUGAUUCACAAUCGAAUGGAUGAAGAGCCUUUACUUAUAGUACGACGAGCUUUUUCAGUAGCUCCUGGUACUACAACAUUUGCCUCGGUUCACUUGAAUAAAAAUAUCAGAAUGGCUCCACCUUAUGGCAAAUGCAGACCUGAAAAUUCGUUAUCUCUCCGAUUAGCUUAUUAUAAAAAUUAUUCCCUCGAACUAUGCAAGCACGAAGCCCGGGCUAACUUUACGGUAGAAACCUGCAGGUGCCGUUGGUACAACGAUCCUGGUACUUUUAUAAUAUGUCAAAGUCUAGAUGAACUUUUAUGCGCCAGACAAGCUAGAGAAAAAUUCUCAUCACUACCAAACGUCUGUAAAUUGGCUUGUAUCUCUGAAUAUUACGACGUAAAAACAUCUAUAGCCCUAUUCCCUGGCCAGCAUAUAAUUAAUGAUUUACAGGUUAAAUAUAACGUCAGUGAGGAUUAUAUAAGUAAAAACUUUGCCGAAGUUCGAAUUCAAUACGAUGAUUUAGCUAUGACUGUUAUUGAACAGAAGGCUGUCUAUGGUUUUACAACUUUAUUUGCAGAUCUUGGCGGUCAAAUGGGUAUAUGUUUAGGAGCUAGUUUAUUAAGUAUAGUGGAAAUUAUCGACUUUAUAGUAACCGCUUUCUUACGGAGAAUAAACAACUGA